This is a messenger RNA of Populus euphratica (Euphrates poplar), 623 nucleotides long. RefSeq lists its product as uncharacterized. Bases 6 to 491 code for a protein of 161 amino acids. The record is from RefSeq and is a predicted model, not a curated record. The transcript is spliced from 2 exons. NCBI's taxonomy places the organism in Eukaryota, Viridiplantae, Streptophyta, Magnoliopsida, Malpighiales, Salicaceae.
GCAGAAUGGCUGAGCACCUUGGGGCAAAUCCUGCUUUCGAAAAAGAAAGCAUUAUUAUGCAACAUGGAGUAUUUGCCCUCCUGAUUGGGACGCUAAACAAUCAAAUCCAAAUGAAUAAACAAUCAAACCCAUUUGACAGCCGCGACGUUGUUAUGCCAGUUUUCCUCGUAACUCUGUUUAUAUAUGCAACGGCCUCGGUGGCCGAAGUCAUGCUCCGUGCUCGAGAAUCAACUUACUACACACUGGCUGGCAAGCUCCGACUCUUUGCCAGUGCCCUUGCUGCAAUAUUGCUUCUAGCAAUUCUUGCUCCAGUUCUGGGGUGCAUUAUUUCAGUCGUCUGGGCCUGUAUAUUUAUGGGAGUCGCAUAUGAAUCAAGGCAAGAGUUGUACAACAUUUUAAGCCAGAUAACUAAUAAGUUACUUGACAUGUUGACCAGGAUAAAUGCACGCGUGAGGAGCCGCAAGGAGGAGCCAAAUCAGCUACGUGUCUAGGUCACUACAUGUCCUUAGAAUUUAUGGAGUAAUUGGCACGGGAAAAUACUUGUUUGGGACUAUUUCCUGUUGUUCACUUCCUCCCAGCCCCUUUUUUUUUUACUUUUUGUAAAAAAAAGCAUUGCCUGUUUG